GGAUCAGUCGCCGGAGGUAACGGAGCGUCUCAGCAUCCCCGAAGCAGACCGGAGCGAGAGGGAACCUGCGGGGUGAAGGCGACCGAGGAUGGACCGUAUAAGCGAGGAGGCGCUGCGGCUGAACCUGCUAAAGCGAGGCCUGGACCCGGCGGAUGACCGCGCCCGAGCUCACGAGAACGUCCUGCCCAAGAGGCUGAAGGUCGAGGGUCACGAGGCCAUGGAGAGGCUAAAGAUGCUGGCGCUGCUCAAGCGUAAGGACCUGAGCGGCCUGGAGAGCGGCGCAGAGCCGCCGGGGGCCGCGCGGGCGUCCGGGGCCGCGUUACAGAGCUACGCCACCGCCUACGAGGAGAAGCUGAACGGCAGCCUGAGGGGGGCGACAGCGAGCCACUCGCACACGGGGCGCGGCGGGAAGGAGAACAUCAGCGACGAGCCGGUGGAUAUGAGCGCCAGGAGGAGUGUCAUGGAUAAGGAGCGCCAGACUCCGUCCCCGGACGUCAUCGUCCUGUCCGACAACGAGGCGUCGAGUCCGAAGGGAGCGAGCAGGGAGGAGAAGGUGAAGCCCGUGAACCUGGACAUGUUCAAGGGGAAGAGUGUAUCUGAGCGGCAGUGGGUGAUCAAGGCUUUGAGAGAGGAGCUGAGGCUGGAGGACACGCGUCUGGUUCUCCUGAAGAAGCUCCGACAGUCACAGCUACAGAAGGAGAACCUCGCCCACAAGGUUUCGGUGGUCCAGAGCGGCACCACGUCCGUUCACCCGUCGGCCCACAGCUCCCAGUCCAGCGCUAAACUCCCAGUCAGAUCGGCCCACACACACCACGGCUCAGACUCCCAGAACCUUCGUGUGGCACAGGGUCAGAGUGUGAUCCGCUCAGCGUCCAGUUCCUCCAUGCCCCAGAUGAUGAUGUCACAGCGAGUGGUCGCGCCGAACCCGGGUCAGCUGCCGGGCCACAGAGUGCCCAUCAAACCGGGCAGCAUGCGCAUGUCCACAAGUAGUGUCGGCUACCAGCAGGCGUCCAGUCAGCACAUCUCGGUGCCCCAGCGGUCCGGCUCCUCCUCCAUCUACAUGAACAUGGCGCACAUGCAGGCGGUGGGCGUGGCCGGGAUGACGGGGGCGCUGGGCGUUUCGGGCGUGGGCUCCUCCUCCUCCGGCUCCUCCGUGCAGGACGUGGCCAGCAGUCAGGCGGCUGCCAAACUGGCUCUGCGUAAACAGUUGGAGAAAACGCUGCUGGAGAUCCCGCUCCCCAAACCGCCCUCCCCUCUGCUGUACUUCCUCCCGUCAGCGGUGAACUCCGAGUUCAUCUACCUGCUGGGCCUGGAGGAGGUGGUGCAGAGCGUCCUCGACAGCCAGGGUAAGACAUUCCUGUCUUCCGGUCAGCUGGAACCCUUCGCCUGCGCUCAGUGUCGAACCGACUUCACCCCCCACUGGAAGCAGGAGAAGGGCGGGCGCAUCCUGUGCGAAACCUGCAUGACGUCCAAUCAGAAGAGGUCUCUGAAGGCCGAGCACACCAACCGGCUGAAGAACGCGUUCGUGAAGGCUCUGCAGCAGGAGCAGGAGAUUGAACAGCGGUUGCAGCAGCAUUCUGCGCUCUCCACCAGCCCCACAGUGUCCGCGGCAAGUGUGAGCAAAGCCGAGUCCAUGAUCCGACACCACUCAAUCAGACAGGCCCAGGUUCAGUCCCAGGUGCUCGUGCAGCGAGGACUGUCCGGUGCCAGCUCCACGGCGAGGGGCGUGCUGUCGAACUUCGCACAGGCCUCCCAGCUCACGCUGCCCGGCGCCAUCAUGAGCAUGGCCAGCAAACACUGCUCCACGUCCAGCGGCAGGUCACACGACGGCAGGCAUCAGCUGUACGGCAUUCCUGGAGUUAACAUCGCGUACCUGAGCUCCGGUGCUGUCGGGGGUCACAAGUCGUCCAGUUUAGCAGACAGACAGCGAGAGUACCUACUGGACAUGAUCCCUCCCCGCUCCAUAUCCCAAUCUAUUACUGGACAGAAAUAAGCCUUCAAUCGCACAAAACACACACACACACACACACACAACCUCACCAUGACAGGUUUGUUUCCUCCCUCUCUCUCUCUCUGUCUCUAUUUAAACACUUGCGUCGCUACACUCCCAGUUACAGUUCCCAGUUCCCAUCUGUGAACGGGUAGAAGCUUCAUCGGUGACGUCCAGUCAGUCUGCACGUAUGCAACCCUUCGUCCAUACCACUUCCCCCACCGACUCUCCACUCCACCAUCACUGUACGUGUGUGUGUGUGUGUGUGUGUGCACUUUCUGGUCCGGAUACGUUUCCCUUUUCAGCAUCUAUAUUCCGAACGUCCGUGUUUUCACAUGCUGGCAAUAUACAGGAGGUGACCGGAGACCGGAACCAGUCAGACUGGAACCAGUUUAAACCGACGUCUCGUCCCUGAAAGACAGGAUCAGUGUUUAACUCAAAUGAAGAUGCCUUAUACGACAUUAUACGAUAAUGUGUGGAACUCGUCACUCGUAGAAGACGCUGCACUACUCGCUCUCCGUUUCCUGUAAGCUGGCUGGCGCUCUUGUACUGGUUAUACUGGUCUGAGUGGGAUUUCUGUACAGGUUUGGUUAUUUUCCCAGCGCGCAUAAGCCGGUCGUGUUAAAUAUCGGCUGCGUUCACACUGCAAACGAACAGCCUACCUAGUGAGUAAGGUAGUAGUAAUCAGAAGGUCACUGGUUCAAGCCCCACCACUGCCAGGCUGCCACUGUUGGGCCCUUGAGCAAGGCCCUUAACCCUCAAUUGCUCAGAUUAUAUACUGUCACAGUACUGUAAGUCGCUUUGGAUAAAGGCGUCUGCUAAAUGAAGUCUAAACAGUCAGAUUAGAGAAUAAAGAGCCAAAGUAGCCACUGUUGGGCCCCUGAGCAAGGCCCCCAACCCUCAGUUGCUCAAAUUGUGUUUAGUCAUCAUUGUAAAAAGUCACUUUGAAUAAAAGCGUCUACAAAAUGCUGCAAAUGCUGACUCCGCCAACUUUGCGUUGUUAAUGUGUAAAUUAAUGACAUUAUGAGGCGGCCGAAUUAUAACUAAUGAAUAAAUAAAUGGCUCCUUUGUGCGGCUCCCAUCAGGGGGCGCCACAUUCAUUUUUAUCAUCUUACCCUCCUAUUGAUCCAGACUUGUGAUUUGCACUAAGGGUGCACUACUGUGUUCCCUCAAUAGCUAUAGGGAUUUGAACCCCCGGAACCCUGACCAUCAUAAUAAGGCGUCUAAUCUGCAGCGUGAACGCAGCCGUGAAUCUUACGCAUCUGUUUUUUUCCGUCCUCACACAUUCACGCACUUUAAGCACGCACAUUCGGUCGUGUGAUGGUUGCAUGGUGGUGCUUUUUUUUGGAAGGGGAGGGAGGGCAUAAUUAAAGUUAAAGUCUGUUGACUCUAAAAAAAAAAGUACAAUUUUUACUUUUAUUAGUUGGUUCUUUGAAUUUUAAAGGUGUGGAAUAGUGGAAUAUCUGAUGCACUGGCCCUUUAAAAAAAACUAAACAGUGCAAUGUUAACCCUGUCAUGCAUGAACUACAACAACAUGAAUCAAGAAUUUAUUUCCAAAAUGGUUUAAUUUUCCUUUCUUAAUUAAAUAUAAUUCAUUAAGAGUUAUUCAUGUGUCCACUCAGGUGUACAGCAUGUCUCUGAGUUUCACUGAGAGUGAUAUUUCAUUAACAGCCCAAUAAAUAUAAAUAAAUAAAUGUAUUUAGUAAAAUUAGUAAAUUUAUUAAGUAAAACACAAACUUUUAAUGAUGUACAACAAAAUGCUACCAUGUUUUAACAUGUACCUGCUAUGACAAAACAUAAAAAGUCCUCUGCCCUGUGAAAACAUGGCACAAAGGCACAAGAAAUGUCAAGCAAAUGUACUUGGUCUAUUAUGUGCAUAGAGCAUCUUGGCAUCGGUGUGCAUUUUUUUGUUCCUUAAUCUGAGGCCAGUGGGCGGCACGGUGGCUAAGUGGGUAGCACUGUCGCCUCACGGCAAGAAGGUCCUGGGUUUGAUCCCAAGGUGGGGCGGUCCGGGUCCUUUCUGUGCCGAGUUUGCAUGUUCUCCCCGUGUCUGCGUGGGUUUCCUCCGGGUGCUCCGGUUUCCUCCCACAGUCCAAAAACGUGCAGCCAGGCUAAGUGGAGACACUGAAUUGUCCUACAGGUACCUGGCCGCUAGAUGCACAAACCAGUGCAUUGUAGUGCCGGUCCCAAGCCCGGAUAAAUAUGGAGGGUCGUGUCAGGAAGGGCAUCCGGCGUAAAAACUGUGCCAAAUCAAUAACGCGGAUCACGAUCCGCCAGCGACCCCUAACGGGAGCAGCCGAGGAAAUAGAUAGAAUCUGAGGCCAAACGUUUUCUCAUCUUGGUACAAAUGGUACAAAGAACCUUGUGAUUCUCUUCUGUAUAUAAUCAGAGACUCAAAAAUUCUAAAUUUUAAUUUAAUACUAUUAAAAUUAGUGUGGUUUAUAAAAGAAAUCAGACUUGAGGUGUGUUUGGUUGAAAUGUCCCCAGAAUGCAUGAUGUCCAUUGUAGUGGACACGUGGUUAAUUGUAAUUUACCGCUUUAAAAAAAUAAAUAUUUGACCAACACAGUGA
Messenger RNA from Trichomycterus rosablanca, 4560 nucleotides. RefSeq names its product transcriptional repressor p66-beta-like. NCBI's taxonomy places the organism in Eukaryota, Metazoa, Chordata, Actinopteri, Siluriformes, Trichomycteridae. The coding region runs from base 89 to 1993 and encodes 634 amino acids. The transcript is spliced from 11 exons. Gene Ontology annotation, biological process: negative regulation of transcription by RNA polymerase II. Gene Ontology annotation, cellular component: NuRD complex. The record is from RefSeq and is a predicted model, not a curated record. Gene Ontology annotation, molecular function: sequence-specific DNA binding.